AUGUCGACGCCGAGGCGACGCAUAUUUGGCGGUCGUGACGACGACCCCCCAGCGAGUUCACGCGACUCAAGUCCUGCGCCUGCAGCACCGAAAGAAGCUGGAGGAGACGCAUACCGGAUCGUGCCUAAAGAGAGACUCGAGAAGCUCAAGAGACAGGUCAAGCCACGAGGCGGCAAGAGGCGAAAUGCAUGGAUCUUUGGUCUGGGUGGAUUAUUCGGCCUGCUCGCUGCAGGCUUCUUCGCCGGUAGUAAUGGCGGCAUCGACAAGUUGAUCACGAUGGCUGGUCUGGAGGAGAUGAACCUGGAUAGUGUCCUGGACGUCCUACCUACUGGUUUGAUCCGCGAUAUUCGUGAUCUUCAGUCCCGUGAGAAAGAAGCCGUUGAUUACGAUUCAUUCGCUGUCGGUCUACAUGCGCGACAAGAAGGCAUUAAAGCCAAAUAUCCCGUCAUCAUGAUACCUGGAGUUAUCUCGACUGGACUGGAAAGCUGGGGCACCGAAGACGAGUCGAGACAGUACUUCAGAAAGAGGUUGUGGGGAUCGUGGAGCAUGAUGAGGGCGUUGGUGCUUGACAAGGCAAGCUGGAAGAGACAUAUCAUGUUGGAUAAGAUCACUGGUCUCGACCCGCCUGGCAUAAAGCUGCGUUCGUCCCAAGGUUUCGAUGCUGCCGAUUUCUUCAUAACAGGAUACUGGAUCUGGAACAAGAUUCUGGAGAAUCUGGCGACGAUAGGGUAUGAUCCCACGAACGCUUUUACAGCUGCGUAUGAUUGGCGGCUAAGCUACAUGAAUUACGAGAUUCGCGAUCAGUAUUUUACCAGGCUGAAGAACCACAUCGAAGUUGGCAAGCACGUCAGUGGAGAGAAGGUUGUGCUACUAUCGCAUUCCAUGGGAUCCCAAGUGCUGUUCUACUUCCUCCACUGGGUUGAAGCAGAAGGUCAUGGUAACGGUGGCAAGACCUGGGUCGACGACCACAUCGAAGCCUGGAUCAACAUCUCCGGAUGCAUGCUUGGCGCUCUGAAGGACCUUCCAGCUGUGUUGAGUGGUGAGAUGCGAGAUACUGUCCAACUCAACGCUUUUGCUGUCUAUGGUCUCGAGAAGUUCUUGUCGCGAGCAGAACGCGCGGAGAUAUUCAGAGCUAUGCCCGGCAUCUCGUCCAUGCUGCCAAUCGGCGGAAACGCUGUUUGGGGUGAUGAGAAUGGUGCCCCUGACGACAAGUUCAACCAGACGGUGACUCAUGGAAAGUUCGUCAGCUUCAAGGAGGUCAAUAACACUAGGACUCCUGGCAAUUUGACAGUCAACGAAGCAUUACCAUAUCUGUACAAGAACACCCCGGACUGGUACGUCAAUGCUGUGCAAACCUCAUACAGCCAUGGCGUCGCGCACAGCAAGAAAGAGGUCGAAGACAAUCAACUCAUCCCUGCGAAAUGGAUGAACCCGCUUGAGACCCGCCUGCCACUUGCGCCGAAUAUGAAGAUAUAUUGCUUUUAUGGCAUUGGUAAGCCAACGGAAAGAGCAUACUUUUACCACGAAGAAAAGGACUUGAACAACCAGACUAUGGUCACCAUUGACACCACAGUCAACACGCCUGAUGGCCAAGUCGAUCACGGCGUCGUAAUGGGCGAAGGUGACGGCACAGUAAACCUGCUCUCGACAGGUUACAUGUGCAACAAAGGCUGGAAAAUCAAUCGGUACAACCCCGCCGGCAUACCGGUCAAGACAGUAGAAAUGCCGCACGAACCGGACAUGUAUAGCCCUCGUGGUGGCCCUAACACAGCCGACCACGUCGACAUCCUUGGACGGUCCUCACUGAACGAUCUCAUCCUUCGAGUCGCCGGCGGCAAAGGACAUUUAGUCGAGGAGCGAGUCGUCAGCGAUAUUCACGAGUAUGCCGAAAAAGUGAAGAUCUACGAUGAAGAGCCUGAGCCAGCCAGAGACUAG
Molecule: messenger RNA, 1935 nt
Organism: Fulvia fulva
Lineage: Eukaryota; Fungi; Ascomycota; Dothideomycetes; Mycosphaerellales; Mycosphaerellaceae
Product: Phospholipid:diacylglycerol acyltransferase
Exons: 3
Coding region: 1-1935 (644 amino acids)
Biological process (GO): lipid storage; triglyceride biosynthetic process
Cellular component (GO): perinuclear endoplasmic reticulum; cytoplasm
Molecular function (GO): phospholipid:diacylglycerol acyltransferase activity
Source: RefSeq, a predicted model, not a curated record